AUGAGUUUCGUUAUUUUUUAUUGCUCCAUGGUUAUUGAACCUUUUCCCACUGUAUUCCGUCUCUGCGUCAUCAUCGCGUCGCAUAUCGUCAUGCAGCAGAUUCCCGCCGUCGCCAGCGCGUCCGCCGAGGCGAUGUAUCGCGAUGUCGUGCAUCGCCGCUGGGCGCGCGCGUUUCUCUUCCACCUGCUCGCCAUCGGCCCCUUCCUCUUCCUCUGGGCCGCGCCGCUCGUCCUCCGCGCGGGCCUCCUCCCUUCGCUCCUCUCCUUCUUCUCUCUACGCCUCUACCUCGCUUUCGCGAUUUUCGAUUUUUCGCAACUGCUUUUCGUUCUCGCUCGCCACGCCAUCGUCGUCGCCGAUUCCCCUCCCCUCCCCUCCACCACCUCCCUCCUCGUUUCCGCCGCAAAUCUCGGCGGAUUUGCCGGCACAUCAGAUCCAAACCCGCUCGUGCAUCAAGACCAACAGAUUCGCGCAGCGGAUGGCGGGUUUCGCGGGCCCGCCAGCCAAUGCGAGGCGGAAGCGGCUAGGGCGACGCUGGCGGGCCGCGCCAAGUUCGCUGCUCUCUGCGCCGCGGCGGGCGCCGCAGGGGCGAUCGCGCUCUCGCUCUUCCGCGCGCAGCUUCUGGGCGGCGCGGCGGAGAUCGAAUCCAACGGCGCGUGGCGGGGGGACGCCUGGGCCGUGGCGGGCGAGGCGGGGUUCGGCGGCGCGGUGGGGGUGCUGUUCGCGGCGUACCACGUGGUGCGGCGCGACUACCUCCUCGCCUUCCCCGUGCUGCAGCGCGCCCCGUUCUACCGAUUCAAGACGGCCCUCCCGCGCUGCGCCACGUCAGCAGCCACGUUCGGGUGCAUCACCGCGCUGCUCUACUGCCUGCUGCUCCGCCCGCUGCUGCUGCCCCUCCUCGCCACCGCCGCCACCACCGCCACCGGCAUUCCCCUCCCCUUUCUCGCCGCCCCACCUCUGUCCAUCCGCUCUCUCCUCCUCGCCCUGCUGGCCUGCCUGCACGGCGUGGCAUUCCUCGCCUUCUCCUGGGAGGCAGCAGCAGCUGCCACGGACAUCUUCCUCACGCACCGCCACCUCUUCCUUCCCCCGCCCUCCUCGCCCACCUCCCCCAUCGCCCCCCUCCUCCUCGCCCUCUCCCCCUCCCCGUCCCCCGCCCCUCCUCCGUCCCCGUCCCCCCUGCCCAUUCUCACCCUGCCCGCGCCCUCCGCCCUGCGCCGCCUCGUGCUGCACUGGGCGCUGCUCGACCUCUCGCUGCUCGCCGAGUCAGAGGCUGACACGUGGCGUCGUGCGGCGCUGUUUGAGUCGCAGGAGGCGUACGGCGCGGUGGUGGCGGCGUGCAUCCGCCCCAUCGAUGCCAUGACGCUCAGAGUCGCUGCUGCCGCUGGUUACCCCACCGUUACAGGUGCGCUGCAGCAGCAGCAGCAGUACUCGUUACAGUCACCCACGGCUACAGUCACAGGAGCCGGGUUUGCUUCUGCUGACGGGCUGAGGUGGCGGCAGGGGAAGGGCGGAGGAGAGGGCGUGGAGGGGCAAGCGCUGCAAGGGGGGUUUGCCUGGAAUGGAGGGGUGAGAUCAGAUGAAGGGGGGAGUGGAUUGGGUGUGGGCGGCACGGAGCAGAGGAGAGGCGGGGGGAGAGCGCCCAGCGUGGCCGAGGUGUUCUUCGACUGGCAGUCAACUCAAAAGUCUCCUCCUAAUCCCUCCCCUCCAACUGUCCCCUCCAUCUUCCCCCUCCAUCUCUCCCCUCCAUCUCCCCUCCCAUCACACCAGCUGUGCGCCAUGAGCAUACGAGCGCUGGCAGCGCUGACAGCAGCAUCACGGGUGGAGGACCGCAUGGGUGUGGCGCAGAUAACGGGUGCCAACGCCGCGGUGCUCUCCGCGCUGCUGUCGGCGCUGCUCGCCCUCGACUCGCUCCUCCUCUCCCCCUCCCACCGCCACCCCGCCGCCCCCGCCACCUUCUCUGGCUUCGGGGAGGAAGCUUCCUCGCAAGCGACGCCUCCGGGUGCCUUCCAACCUGCCUUCUCCCACCAGACCUCAGCUCUAGCCUCGGGAAGCGGAGGAUUAUUCGGCACGCCGACCCUCGGUCUUAGGUAUGGAGGUACUGAAGCAAGUGGUUCGGCAGUAGCAGGUGUGGGAGGUGGGGGCGGGGCGGUGGGGAGAGCAGUGUACGGCGAGGGGGUGGUGGGGCCGGUGUGGGGCGAGGCAUGGGCCAUGGCGGAUGUGGUGCGCACCGCUCUGUACCGCAUUGCAGAGACGUUUGGGGAGGAGAUGGUGGAGAAGGGGGGCGGAGCGAUGGGAGGAGGGAGAGGGGGAAGAGGAGGCGGUGGGGCAGGGUCGUGGAGGGUGGAUGAGGCGUGGUUGCCUGCUGACAUGCGGCCGCUGUUUGGGUCGAGAGAGGCGCAUGCAGGCAAGGUGCUGUCGCUGCUGGCACACACUGAGUAG
Messenger RNA from Closterium sp. Yama58-4, 2436 nucleotides. The record is from the annotation of a GenBank genome assembly. Lineage: Eukaryota; Viridiplantae; Streptophyta; Zygnematophyceae; Desmidiales; Closteriaceae.